CUGUUUAUUAUUAUUAUUAUUAUUACUAUUUAUAUAUUUUAAUUUAUCUACAAGGAUGGACUAUGCAGAGAGAGAUGGAGGUUGCUGUUGUUGGCGGUAGCACGCGACAGAUUCUAGGGGUUUAUCCAGGGAAGUGCAUGGAAUUAAGAUGGGUAAGCAGAAAUAUUAGAAGCAAAGCCAAAGGGGACAAGGAAAAGAGAGUGUCGGUAAAGAAUAAAAAAGAAAAAGUGCCAAUAUACGUAUCCACAAACCCAUCCCACAUAAAUUCCGAGGAGCUGAGAGACCUCUAUAGUGCCUGCAAUCACUCUUGCCACCGAUUCCCUAAGUAUCUGGGCUGUGAUACUGAUGUUGUGGAAGCGGUCGAUAUUCACAAGCUCCGCACUGCUCUCUCCCACAGCUCUCUUGUCGUCUCCGUCUUCUGCAAACCCACUGAUGUUUUAUUAUUUACCACUAAAUCUUCAUCAGAGAUUAAUACUACUAGUAAUGAGAAUAUUCAGAUUCAGAUUCAGGGUCUGGGUCUGGGUCUUAAAGAUUUGUUCCAGCAACUCAUGCCUGUCACGCCAUUCAACGCCCAGUUGGUGGGUUUUGGCCGCGCCGUUUCCGAUUUUGGAUUGACUGCUUCCAUCUACGAUGUCAUGGUUAUCCCUUCAUUACGAGGAAUGGGAAUAGGCAGAAUGAUUCUUAAAAGAAUUGUAAGGAUGCUUGCAAGUAGAGACAUAUAUGACAUAGCAGCGGUUUGCUCAGAGAAAGAGAGGAUGUUUUUCAAAGCAUGUGGAUUUGGAGAUGACAUUUUGGGCUCCACUACAAUGAUGUAUUCAAGGAAGGUUUCAACUUAUGAUGAAGGCGAUCAACUAGUUAUACGUGCUGGUCGAAAGCUCCUGUUAGCUCCAGCGCUUAAAGAAACCUCUGCAUCUCUGAAGGUUAAGAAUUCAUGAAGUCGAGCCACACUCUAGCCUCAGUUCAUGCAUUAGUACGAAUAGAUGACGAGUUUUGUCGGUCGGAUAUAUUAGAAAUAUUGAAAGAGUCUGAAUGUGAAUGUUCUGUUUGUUAAUUUAGACUUGAGAGAUCUGCCUAGUCAAAUUCACAAAGUCAAACAAAAUAUUUGUUAGAAAUUAAACUCGUGCAUGAAAUUGUUGAAACAAAGUUCAUGUGUCAGAUUGUUAAAAAUCAAGUUCAUGUUAUCAAAUUAAAGUACUCGGGAAUUUGUAUCGAAUUGUAUUCAUUUCUAUUGUUAUGACUACUAGAACUUGAGAAUGAGCAAGUA
Molecule: messenger RNA, 1264 nt
Organism: Quercus lobata
Lineage: Eukaryota; Viridiplantae; Streptophyta; Magnoliopsida; Fagales; Fagaceae
Product: Acyl-CoA N-acyltransferases (NAT) superfamily protein
Exons: 4
Coding region: 63-935 (290 amino acids)
Molecular function (GO): N-acetyltransferase activity
Source: RefSeq, a predicted model, not a curated record